Messenger RNA from Lachancea meyersii CBS 8951, 1056 nucleotides. NCBI's taxonomy places the organism in Eukaryota, Fungi, Ascomycota, Saccharomycetes, Saccharomycetales, Saccharomycetaceae. The record is from the annotation of a GenBank genome assembly.
AUGUCCGCUCACGAAAUCCCAAAGACUCAAAAGGGUGUGAUCUUCUACGAGAACAACGCUCCCUUGGAAUACAAGGAAAUCGACGUGCCAACCCCAAAGGCCAACGAACUGCUCAUCAACAUCAAGUACUCCGGUGUGUGCCACACCGACUUGCACGCCUGGAAGGGUGACUGGCCUCUGCCUGUCAAGUUGCCUCUGGUCGGUGGCCACGAAGGUGCCGGUGUGGUGGUCGCCAUGGGCGAAAACGUCAAGAACUGGAAAGUCGGCGAUCUUGCCGGUGUCAAGUGGCUCAACGGCUCCUGCAUGAACUGUGAGUCGUGCGAACUCAGCAACGAGUCCAACUGCCCAGAAGCCGACCUCUCUGGCUACACCCACGACGGUUCCUUCCAGCAGUACUGCACGGCUGACGCCGUGCAGGCCGCCAAGAUCCCAGCUGGCACCGACCUGGCCGAAGUGGCUCCUAUCUUGUGCGCCGGUGUCACCGUGUACAAGGCUUUGAAGUCUGCGGAGCUUGCUUCCGGCCAAUGGGUCGCCAUCUCCGGUGCCUGCGGUGGUCUCGGUUCUCUUGCCAUCCAGUUCGCCAAGGCCAUGGGUUACCGUGUGCUAGGUAUCGACGGUGGUGACGGCAAGGAGCAAUUGUUCAGACAGCUCGGCGGUGAAGUGUUCAUCGACUUCCGUAACACCAAGGACAUUGUCCAAGAGGUAAUCAAGGCCACCAACGGUGGUGCCCACGGUGUCAUCAACGUGUCGGUCUCCGAGGCUGCCAUCAGUUCCUCCACCGAGUACGUCAGAAACAACGGUGUCGUGGUCUUGGUCGGUCUACCCGCCAACGCCUACUGCAAAUCCGAGGUUUUCAGCCAGGUGGUCAAGUCCUACAAGAUCGUCGGUUCUUAUGUCGGUAACAGAGCCGACACCAGAGAAGCUCUAGACUUCUUUGCUCGUGGCUUGGUCAAGUCGCCAAUCAAGAUCUGCGGCUUGUCUGAACUGCCUGAGGUCUUCGAAAAGAUGGAGAAGGGCCAAAUCAUCGGUAGAUACGUCGUCGACACCACCAAAUAA